This is a messenger RNA of Puccinia triticina, 207 nucleotides long. RefSeq lists its product as uncharacterized. The transcript is spliced from 3 exons. The coding region runs from base 1 to 207 and encodes 68 amino acids. NCBI's taxonomy places the organism in Eukaryota, Fungi, Basidiomycota, Pucciniomycetes, Pucciniales, Pucciniaceae. The record is from RefSeq and is a predicted model, not a curated record. Gene Ontology annotation, molecular function: RNA binding.
AUGUCCGGAAAGCCGUUCAAGGUCGAGUGGAUCCGCGUGCAAAAACUGGGCUUCUACCGGACCAAGAACCUGCGCAACCCGUUCAAGGAGGUGAAGGUGUCCCGCGACGGCACGGAGGUCGAGCCGACCGUCGGCGCCGCCAUCGUCGCCGAGAUCGAGGCCCCGGAGGCCAGGACCCCCGUCCAGGACCCCCGCUUCCUCGCCUAA